This is a messenger RNA of Cokeromyces recurvatus, 471 nucleotides long. RefSeq lists its product as uncharacterized. The record is from RefSeq and is a predicted model, not a curated record. Gene Ontology annotation, cellular component: mitochondrion. Lineage: Eukaryota; Fungi; Mucoromycota; Mucoromycetes; Mucorales; Mucoraceae. The transcript is spliced from 3 exons. The coding region runs from base 122 to 430 and encodes 102 amino acids.
AAACCAAAAGAUAACAAGUCACUUAUAUCUAAAUUUGGACAUACCAAUAUCAAAGCAAUAAUAGAUAACCCCACCCCUCCCUCGUAUCCUACUUUUCAUUUCACAAGUUAUACCCCGCAAUAUGCUGUCUACAUUAACACGAUGUCAAAAAGUUCCUACAAUGCCUAAAUUUUUUAAAGAGAAUUUAACACUAGAUCAUUUCAUUCUUCGAGGACAUGUCAUUUCUUUAUAUCGACAAAUUGUAAGAUGUACAAAAGGAAUGGAUAAAAAUGAUGCUAAAGAAUUAAUGCAAUGGGCAAGAGCAGACUUUGAACGUCACCGUAACGAAACUAACAUUGAAACAAUUAGAUCUUUAUUAUCUUCGGGGAAACAUCAGAUGCAUUCAUUACAAAGCUCAGUUAGUUUAGCUCAUACAAAUAAGAAACUCUAAGUCGUAUAUAUAAUAAUAAACUUGUGAUUUUCUACAACAAA